Molecule: messenger RNA, 1191 nt
Organism: Mollisia scopiformis
Lineage: Eukaryota; Fungi; Ascomycota; Leotiomycetes; Helotiales; Mollisiaceae
Exons: 1
Coding region: 337-1035 (232 amino acids)
Source: RefSeq, a predicted model, not a curated record
AGGCUGGACUCGGUCGUGCGGCUGAGAGAUCGUCUUCCUUGGUAUUCACUAGGUUUGCACCAGGCACGCCAUCAUCACAAACUCUGUCUGCGUCUCCAGCCCAGGAGCUGCUCAUCCUCCCUUACCCCGCACUCAAUCACCGCAGAAGCUCGGCCUCGAGAUCAAUAGCUCGAAGAACAUUGACAUCCGUUCCUUGAUUGCGGAUAGCUUCAAUGGAUCGUGCCGUCCGCGAGUAGAGGUAGGUCAGAACGGCCAUUUCGUUCAUGUUGUCUUCGAAGGCUUCUUUCCUCUCUUUCUCUUCCUUUUGAAUUACUCCACUUACAGCAGGAACACGCAAUGAGACAUUCAAACAUCGCAAUCGCUCUCAUCGCUGCCGGCGUCGCAGCACAAAACAACGCUUCGACAGCGAAUGGAUGCAACGAUGGCUUCUACCCUGGGACCGACACUGUAAUCUUUACAGUUCCAUAUACCUACGCGCAAGUAAUGUCGAUCAUUGGCGAUUACAAGAACAUUACAUGGUCUGGAUCUCCAUACGAUACUGUCACCCUCAAUGGGACGGACAACACCGUCGGGACAGCACGAACUUAUGAUAUCGACGGCGCACAUGUCGUGGAGACAAUCACUACAUACUCGAAGUCUCCAAAUGGACCUUACGACGAGAUUCAUGUCCUCAGUCUGAUUACCAUCCCAGAAGCGAAUGUCAGCAUUUAUGCCGAUUAUGAUGGGACGACGGUGACUCCAAUCUGCAGCGGAGCAGCGAGCACUUUCAAUUUCACAAUCAACUUUUGCGCAACGAAUGCCUCACUCGCAGGCUCAAUCCUGCAUACGCUACAUCUCACGGAUGCACAAACCGUUGGGGUGUUCCUUGGAGGACAGAACUUCUCGUCGUGCGGGACAAUCGCGAAUGCAACUGCUACGAGCACUUCCUCUCCUACGUCGACACCUUCGAUGAUUACUACAAAUUCUGCGAAUCGAAAUCUGGUCUCGACCCCGGCUCUCAUACUCGUGGCUGGUCUUCUAGGAUGGGCGUUGUGAGACAAUGCGGGAAUGGCGCUCGAGGAGCUGCGUCCCAAAAUACGUCGAUAGAGUGGGUUGGGUGGCUUGCGUUCUGGACUGUUGAUGAUAGUAGUAUUAUCUACAAUGGAAUACCUCCAGUCGAAUUGAAUGAUUGUUCCUGCUUACUGUACUUCG